UCCCGUUUUAGGAGAGGAAUUCUCAUGACCCUGCAGUGGUCCAGCAGAUGUCACCAACAUGGGUGAGAGACAGCCACCACCAACAUCAUGCCCUUCCAGUGCACUCAGCUCCUCCUUCCACACGGCACUCAUCGGCAGUGAAUUCUGCUGGCACCAGCACUGCCUCAGAGCUGCAGCAGGCUCUCCCAUGGCUUACACCUGACUUCAAGGCUCUAGUUACUCAGUUGGGCCCAUUGUCAUCAAGCAACAUGCAUGUUGAUCUCCAGUGGAUAGCAGAUAAUUUUGCACCUGAUCAAUUUCGAGUUCCAGAGACCCCUGGCCAGUUUGGGGAAAGGUUAGGAAUACCUCACCUGCCAAGAGCUCGAGAAACUGAGUACUAUGAGGCCUCCUACAUUCCUGUAGAAUUGCCUGUGUCUGAGGAAAGACCACCAAUCAUAUUGACGGACGCAGAAAUUGAGCGGGAGCUAUCCAACAGGUAAGUCAUCAUAACAUCUUGCGUGUAUUUUCAGUUGAUGUGAUAGUAAGAAGCAUGCGGGGUUCUUUGCAUAGGUCAGAUGAAUAUUUUCAUAGGAAAAACUGUGAACUGUUCGUUAGUUUGGGGACAGCUACUGUUUUCACCUUUCAUGUGUCUGUACACUUAGGAGUAAUGUAAUGUCUGCUAUGUGAGUUGCAGUGAGUUUGUGGGAACAGCCUUCCAGUGGCCAUAGGCAUAUGCAUUGCUAGUUAUCUCUAAAUAUCAGUGUGACAGAUAUGCCAGCAACACUCAAAAUCUCUUUC
Messenger RNA from Cryptotermes secundus, 777 nucleotides. RefSeq lists its product as uncharacterized. Lineage: Eukaryota; Metazoa; Arthropoda; Insecta; Blattodea; Kalotermitidae. The record is from RefSeq and is a predicted model, not a curated record. The transcript is spliced from 3 exons. Bases 48 to 479 code for a protein of 143 amino acids.